This is a messenger RNA of Penicillium antarcticum, 1221 nucleotides long. It is a transcript of the gene trm10, whose product is annotated as tRNA (guanine(9)-N(1))-methyltransferase. The transcript has a single exon. Gene Ontology annotation, molecular function: tRNA binding. Lineage: Eukaryota; Fungi; Ascomycota; Eurotiomycetes; Eurotiales; Aspergillaceae. Gene Ontology annotation, biological process: tRNA N1-guanine methylation. The record is from RefSeq and is a predicted model, not a curated record. Bases 1 to 1221 code for a protein of 406 amino acids. Gene Ontology annotation, cellular component: nucleus.
AUGGAGGAUCAGGAGCGUCCUCGUAAAUUACCAAAGCUCGGCCACGAGGACGAUUCAACCCAGGCACUCGGUCCUGCCAUGACUGGAGCUGCAGAGGUGGCCGGCAAAGAGCCGGAGCCGGCGAUUGAGAACGAGCCCCACGAUCUAUCCGAGUUUAUUGUUGAGAAACACGCCAAUACCGAUGAAACUGCGUCCAUAGAGGGCGCCGACGGGGCUCCGGCUAAAAUGUCAAAGAACCAACUGAAGAAGCUCCGUCGACACGAAAGUUAUUUGGCAAAGCGCGACAUGCGCAAAGACCAACGGAAAGAGAAGAUUGCACAAAAGAAAGAACGUCGCCAAGCUCUAUUCAAUGAGGCACGCGCGACAGGUGGCGAAGAAGCUGUCGAAAAGCUCCGCGAGACAUUCCGAUCUACAAAAGCCAAGCACUCCAAAUCCACCCUGAUACCCUUGACAUUCGUGAUGGACUGCGGCUACGACGAUCUAAUGCUACAAAAGGAGCGCAUCUCUCUUGCAUCGCAACUCACACGAUCCUACUCCGAUAACAGCCGCGCACAAUACCACGCACACCUGAUGUGCUCAUCAUUUGACAAGCUACUCAAGGAACGAUUCGACACCGUGCUAUGGGCACACAAGAACUGGAAACGCAUUCGGUUUAUGCCUGAGGACUUUACACAUGCUGCCGAGCUGGCCAAGGCACAGAUGGCAGGUCCACGGGGAGGCAGCCUUGCCGGCCCGUUCGCUGAACAACCCGAUGCGAAGCCUGAAGACGGCGAGGUCAUCUAUCUUAGCAGUGAUAGUGAUAAUACUUUGACUGAGCUGAAGCCGUACAGCACUUAUAUUAUUGGCGCUUUGGUGGACAAGAACCGACACAAGGCCGUCUGCUACAAGCAGGCUGUUGCGAAGGGCAUCAAAACCGCCAAGUUGCCUAUUGGCGAAUACAUUGAAAUGUCUCACCGCUCUGUAUUGGCCACCAACCAUGUUGUUGAAAUUAUGCUUAGGUGGUUGGAGUGUCGAGACUGGGGUGAGGCGUUCAUGAAGGUCAUCCCUCAACGCAAGGGUGGAACAUUGAAGGGCAGGAAUGGUCAAAAGGUGACUGAGGCCGAGGCCGAGGCUGAGGAUGAUGCUGAGAAUGCGAAUGAAGAAGCAGAAUCUGCAGAACAGAUGAAGCAGAUUGAGGUUAUGGAGGAAGCCAGUGAGGAUGAAGACGAGGAGAAGAAGUAG